Molecule: messenger RNA, 378 nt
Organism: Closterium sp. Naga37s-1
Lineage: Eukaryota; Viridiplantae; Streptophyta; Zygnematophyceae; Desmidiales; Closteriaceae
Source: the annotation of a GenBank genome assembly
AUGCUGCUUGUCCGCUCGCCGUCGCUCCUCUCCCUGCCUCCUUCCUGCGUGUCGUGCCAUGCCAUCAGAACACACCCUUUCGUAAGUAACCCUCUUUCCCUGGCGCCUUCCUCAUCCUCUUUCUCCUGUCUCGUUUCUCACUCUCCUUCUCCUCUUUCUCCUGUCUCGUUUCUCACUCUCCUUCUCCUCUUUCUCCUGUCUCGUUUCCCACUCUCCUUCUCCUCUUUCUCCUGUCUCGUUUCUCACUCUCCUUCGUUCGCAGCCAGUGGGGCUGGUGUGGAAGCAACGACUCCUUCUGCGGUGCGGGAUGCCAGAACGGGCCGUGCUCUGGUGAGGAGAAUGGUUCAGAUGAGUCAGAUGAUAAAUGUGCUCUGGUGA